Paramuricea clavata is the source of this 10493-nucleotide messenger RNA. Lineage: Eukaryota; Metazoa; Cnidaria; Anthozoa; Malacalcyonacea; Plexauridae. The record is from the annotation of a GenBank genome assembly.
AUGGCUAUUUUUCGGACGAUCGUAUUCGCAAUUAAUUUAACUGUUGUAUUCCUACUUCAAAAUUGGUUUGCUCUGGCACAAGUGGAUCCACUAAGUCAAGCGAUAUUCCAAGCCAUUCCUGGGACAUCAUUGAAAGUUCAGCUGCAGUCGAGUGAAUCACAAAAGCUGAUUGAAGGCGGAACAAACAUUGAGUUUGAAGUGAGAAUAUCCUAUGAAAGUGGAGCUAUUUUCAGCGGCGUUAAUGAACAACGUCAGAGCGAAUUCAACGAGUAUUGUAAUUAUGUCGAAGAGCUAAGAAACACAGUUUUUUAUAGUGGUGGAGAAAUGUUUGUAAACUGCACGAAUUUUACACGAAUUGUCGAGGCAAAUUACACUUGCAACAGCAGCGAUGGGAUAAACUGUUUCGCCAAUGCGACAGCAAAUUCAACAUUAUUCGCCGGCAACUGGAGUUUAUUAAACACUACAAAUUCGAGUCUUCUUCAAAAUGUCACAAACAAUAUCACAGAAAUUGUGAAGAACGUUUACCAGAAUAUUACGUCCUCUUACUGUGUAAAUUCUACAACACCUUUGGUGAGCUAUAAACCGACUAUCCAUCCCCCUGAGUAUUUUAACCUCACAUACCAAACACUGGAAAUUGAUGUACACUUGCCAAGUGAGUUUGAUAUUAACUCAGUUGAGAGCUUAAGACUCACUCAUGAUUUUACCAAUGUUACUUUAAACUGUACAAAGUAUGUCGUUAAUAGCACCGAUACAAAACAUGCUAGUAAGCCGAGCCUUAAACUUCACGUCCAAUUCUCGAAUGUCAGCUGGAAUGGUUCGAUGGUAAUUUCUGCCUCUGUCAGUGAAAGGGUUGUACCAAAGCAAUUAUUAAAUAUCACUGGUGACGUUAAAUUUGAUGGUGUUGAUAAGGAAUUAUGGAUUGGUUCCUUUACUGUUCCUGGAUUACAAUUCCAAAGUUUGCAAUCUAUCUCAACAACUUUCUCGGGGACGCCAGGAACUUUACUUACAGACGAUGAGGAAAUUACCCUAAAUGCAAAAUUCAUUGUUCCCAGUGUCACCACUGACAUCAAAGUGUUUGUCCAACUCCCCGUCUAUAAUGGAUCAAUCCCGCUUAAAAUAAUCCUGGCAAGUGUUAAAAAUAUGCAUCCGAACAUCCGAUCUUCAAAUUUACGAUCGGGUUCUGGUAUUGGCAGUAAUAUUGUGCUUGCUGAAAUUGAAUCAUUAAAUCCAAAAGCGUCCACAUUGGUCAGUUUCAAAUUUGGAAAGACCGUUACAUCACCGGCAACUGCAGAGAAAAGUGUUAUCCUUUCGGUAACUGGUGUAAUCGAUGCUACUGACCGUUAUGAUGUGUAUAUACCAGGCGUUUUCGGGAAUAUAACUUCAUGGCUGAUUUAUUCAACAGCGCUUGGUGAUGAAACAAUCGAGUCUCCACAGUGGCUUGAAACAGAACUGGCACAGCCACAAUUGAAGUAUGAUAUGAGUUUCGAAAAGGACGAUGGAAAAAUAGAAGGUGGUCUGGAAAUAAAGUGUCUGUUCCAGUUUUAUAAUCCAUACUUUGCAAGUGAAGGUGCCAGUGUGACUCUGGAUGUAUCGUUUGCAAGUGAACACAUGGCUUUGGUAAACUCUGAUGUUAAAGUCUGUAAUGUGUCUAGGGAUACACCUGCAUAUUGCGUGAAUACUUGGCCUUUGUUGACGAUCAGCAACACAACGACAAGUCUUAAUAUUGCCAUUGCCAAGUAAGUGUUGCUUAGUCUCGGUUAAACAAAGUAGACAAAGUAUUUUUGAGCAAUGUUCAAAUAGAAGUAAGCACAACUUAAGAAUGUUAGGAUAUAAUAGAGAGCUUGUCUUCCUCUCGACAAUUUGCUUGCGCGAAUAAGCGAGUUGAAAAAAAAACUAUCGUCAGUCAUGUUGCGGAGCAUAUUCGCCCAAGUGGGUGUUGUUUCUUCGAAUUAAACUAUAUUGCACGAAAUUCCAAGGAACUACGAUUUCUACCCCCACCUCUCAGUGUCGCCACUGAUCGUCACACUUCCUAAUAGUUGUAAUUUAUUCCCUUCCAGUUUGACAGCAGGCUUCGGUGUAUUUGGCAAUGGUGUAAGCGUGAUCCUUGCCUCAGUUCCAGCCAGUGAGACACUCGCUAAUCAAAUCAACGUAAUGUAUAAUCGAAAGAGAUGGUUGACAGUUUCAGACGCUGUAUAUUUAUCUGUAAAAACUCAAGCAAUAACUGUAUCAACUCAGGUCAUCUCGUCAUCAGUAGACACAACUUCUCAACGAAUUGCUGCCAUUGGAGAGAAGGUAGGAAUUCAAAUUAUUUAAAUGAGAAAAGAGUUAUAUUUGUUUCGUUACAAAGAAUCGCCAAAACUCUUAUUGAUAAUGCACUCCAUUUGAUAUACAGUGCUAAUAAAUAUACACCACACUUUGCACAAUGAGCCAAGCAUAAACCCAUACAUGCCUGUGUAUUUCUAGAUUAUUCUCCUAAUCGAAAUAAUAGAAAAGACAACGAUAUGUAUACUUACGAUAACUCGUUAUGCAAUGUGUAACGUAAAUUUGUGUGUCAGGAAAACUAAAUUAACUCACAAAAAAGGCACGCUGUAAACUGAAGAGUCAAAACGACUACCAAAAAGUUGUUCUGGGCUCAAAAUACAACGUCACCGAUAAUUCCACUUUACGACAGCAAUUUCUCUUUUCACAUGUAGUUUACCUGUCGAAUGAAUGGAGCAAUUCCCGUGACAACGAAUGAAGAUUUUGUUAUUGUAGUCGGCAGUGAUAGCUCCGUGAGCUACGGCCGAGCCACCUUGCUUCACGUUGGAGAAAACGUGGCAGGAGAUGGGUUACAUGAAGGGAUAGGUAUGGUUACAUGAAGGGAUAGGUAUUGGUACAUGAAGGGAUAGGUAUAGUUACAUGAAGGGAUAGGUAUGGUUACUUGUGCUUUUACAUUUGACCUUUACUAUAAGAAUGUCAAGUCCUUUUACCUGGGUAUUUCAAAAUACAAUUUCUCGCUCUUUUUUGAACCUAUUAAUAUCCUAAUACACCGUUCAUUGAGAGCCUAUGACUCUUCAUUCAACGAGUGAAUUGUCUGAUGUUGCAGGUAGCAGAAAAGUGCUCGUAAAAUCCCUGGUGUAUUAUUGAGGUGUCCAGUUUGACACCAUCCAAUAUAUCUCUUCUUUUUUCUUUUCAGGUUUAAACGUAACGUCAGGAAUCGCACCGUACACGAGUUCUUCUCCUGUAUUCUUCGGGCAGUUUGGUACCGUGAGUAGUAAUGGAAACUCAACACAAGCUGAUGCCUCGACCUUUAUUGUAGAAGUGACAUUCUUCGUCAAAGAUAUUAAUGCUAACUUUAACGGUGAAACAAUCCUACUUACCUCAAAAGUUUACCACAAUCCUGGCAAUAGAAACUACAGAUCAUACUUGGAUUUUGAGGUAAAUUUUACAUUUGUUUCAAAUGAUGUUUUGUUUGGAGCUUGAUAGUUUUUUGUAAUUUUGUUUUUGGCCAAAAAUAACUUGUACAAGUUAACUCAUGAAAAUUCCCGAGCCCUUCGCGGCGCUUUAAUCCCUAACCGGCAGAUGAGCUGACAAUGAUAAGCUGAGGGAAAUUAUUUAUUUAAGCCGGACCGAAACUUGCCUACGUUUAUAUCUACAUACACUUGUUAGGUUGUUGAACCAUCAUUCUCGGCUUCAGCAGUGGUCAGUCCAAGUAAAGACGUGAAUCAACAUGCGGAAAUGAGUUUUGUGGCCACCAUCAGACGCACUUCGGUUUCUAAAUCAACGGCAUUCAAUUUGGUGCUUCUUCUGGCUGUACCAUCACCACAUUUAAUACUCACGGAGUAUACUUCUCAAUCUGGAACACUGCGAACUGUGCCUGGAAAUCAGAGUCCUAUACAGUUCUUGAGGUAAUAUUAAAGCUGCAUCCGAGAGAAUACUCAACCAACCUUCACCGAUCUUUUUUCAUGAUUAUUCCUAAGAGAAUUUGAUGUAUAACUUCGUUUAUGAAAUAGUUAACAAAGCAAACUUAUUUUUAUUAUAUAGCCCGGAAGAUAUCAAUUCCACAGUGAUAAUAUAUGAAAACGAUGCCGUUUCUGAGAGUACAAGAGAAAUAAGAUACAAAGCAAGAACAAGUUCAACUUUACCUGCGAGUAUUUUCAUACCUUCAUCGUUUGUUAUGUCAUAUACAAGCCUUCCAAAGAAUUUGAACCAAUCAUUAGCAAGAGAAUACUCAUACGGUCCCACGUCACAGGUAAGUGUAAGUCGGAGUAAAAUCGAGGGUUACCUACAAUUUAUCAGACGAGCUAGAAUUGCUUUUCCCAAAUUCAUCUAGACAGAUCGUCCGCCUCUAUUAUCAAUUCGGCCAUUCUUAUUAAGAUAAACUGUUCUAUCAUUUCGUGGAAAACAAAACAUACUCCACGUCCACUAACCACUACCAUUAAGGGACCAUCAGCCAAUCAGAUGCGUUUCAUAUAUCAGUUCAAUCAAUCAGAUGCGUUUGGUAUAUCAGUUCAUCCAAUCACAUGCGUUUGAUAUAUCACUUCAACCAAUCAGAUGCGUUUGAUAUAUCAGUUGAACCAUUCAGAUGGGUACUAAGAGAGAUUGUGGUUGUCAAAUCUGAACCUCUUUACUAAAGACGGAGUAUAUUUUGUUUUGGAUGGAAAUUCUUUGUACAUUAAAAACAUGAAACAUUCCUGUUUAUAAUAAUUCCAUUUCCUUCUCUUUAGCCGACAUUCCUCACGUUCCGUCCAGAUCCUUUCUUAAACUUCUCGUUCCAUUCCCACAAUGAGGGAAAGUUCGACGCUGGUGAUAUAUUGAACUAUACUAUCACUCUAAAAAACAUUGGAGUCGGUAAUGUAAAACCCACUGCCCACACUGUGAAGAUUGUGCUAUCAUUAUCAACAACACUUUUUAAACACAUUUUCGUCGUCUGCAACCAAGGAAGCUUCAGCAAAACCGCGAGUAGCCAACUUGAGACAAUUCAAGUAGAAGCUGGAACUUUUGUGUACGGCGAAGAGAUAAAAUGUGAUAUAAAAACAACCUUAAACAUUGUGGAGCCAUCUCAGAGGAUCGAACUUACGUCCACUUUAACCUAUCACUGUCUUCCAACUAGUCACCAACACGAGUAUCAAGGAUAUUCAUCUCAAGACGAGAAUGAAAUAUUUAUUAAGGAAUUAAGUAUGCAGUUUUCUGCAAAUGGAAGCACGUCUCAAGUACUAUGUGGUGAUGUAUUGGAGUUUAAUAUGAGGAUUGUGCUGCCUGAAGUUACUACCAAUCUCAGGGUUGAUUAUGAAAUUCCAACUAUCGCCAGCAACGCAAGAGGAAAAAGAUCGGCCAGGUUGGUGUUGCAAUGGCUUUUUUAUAAAUUAAGGAAAUAGUCUUGCCAUUCCCUCGAUUCUCAAAUACGCGACAUCAAUGGGACAGAGCAAAGUGUUCAUAUAGAGAGGCGUCGGUUUUAUAGAGGUAUACUUAGAUAGUAUACUUCGAAAUAAGGUUUCAGUUUUUAUAACGUAGAAAAAACUAUCCUAACGCAAAACUAAACCCUAACACUAACCCUGACCCUAACCUAACCCUAACCUAACUCUAAAUUAUUUUAAAAAUCGAAAAAACCCCGGAAAUCUUAUUUUGAAGUAUACUAUCUAGCAAUUGCUGUGCUGAGUGGUUAUAUUACUACCUUAAAAAAUAAGCACUAGCAAUAAUAUCUAGCAAUUUCCUUUUAUAGAGACCAUCAUGUCAUCUUGUCAUGUCAUGAGUUUUAAAAUUUCACUGCCAGUUUUUAGUGUUCAUUAUCAAAAACAGUGAGACGAAGAGAUUAACUUUUCCAUGUGUUUGGAGCUCUACUACUAUACUCUCUGAAGCUGACAUUUUAGUGUCCGUCGUCCGUAUGCGAGACUCCGCACACCGGAAAAACAAAUUGGUCAAAACAACCAACAAAAUAGCCUGCGCGCAGACUAUAUAUGUCAUUAUAUAGUCUGCGCGCAGGCUACCAACAAAAUGGUUGUCUGAGGUUCAUUUUGAAUAUGAGAUAAUCAGUGUAUUGGUUGUUUUAACCAGUUUGUUUUUACGGUGUAUUAUUAUGAAAUAUGAAUUUUGUGACGACAUAAGACGUUGUUCGGGAGUUAUCCAAACGGAAGAUUAUGUACAAUUUUAAGGCUGUUUUCCACUAGGCGGAAUUUUCCACGCGGAGCGGAAUUUUUCCUUGUCUUUUGAUUUCUCGGGUGGAACUAAUUAGAAAAGACAAAGAGAAAUAACGCUGCGCGCAGAAAAUUCCGCUUAGUGGAAAACGGCCUUUAAUCUCAUUAUCAAAGAGACGCCUGUGGGGGUUGGUUCGAUUUAAUCAGUACAAUCAGCACAACGUACUGUAGUAAGCUUCUGUCCAGCUUUAAUAAACUGACCACCACCGACUGUUCUGUAUUCUAUAGGAGAAAACGCGCAAGCCAAAUCAACAUUCUUACACCAGACGCAUCGCAAACGUCGUAUAGAAAUGGAGGCAACCUUAUCAUACCAUCAAUGACUAAAUCCCUGGUUGAUAACACAUAUACCGUGGAAUUUCCCAGCGUUACCAAUCAACCUGACAACAUCAACUCCGAAAACGAUGUUCUGACCGUACAAGCUAAGUUCUUGGUUGCAAAUGAACCUGUUAUAUUCAGUGGUAGAAGUUUUGAUCUUUUGAGUACGGUGCAUUAUCCUGGAGGCUCUGUUUCUCAAACAGCCACAUUCUCUGUCGUUGGACCACUGGUGAAACCACUUCUUCAGCUGGCUAAAUCGUUUCAGGUAAUUGUGCCUUGAUCACAUUCGUUGCUGAUUUUUUAACUGAUUUCAAAAUAACAGAGCGAAGGCCCUUCGUGGGGAAGUUAUUGCACCUAUGGCCUCGUUUCCAUGUUUUCCUGUUUUAGUAUUGCAGGCGCACAUCAAGGUUGUACCCCCAUGUUUCGAGCACAUUUCCCUCUGGUCUUAAGCUCAAUCCUUGACCCAACUGAGCAUGAAACACGAGGAACUGAUAACCACAUGCACAAGAAGUCAUUGUGGGCAAUAAAUAGUACAACAGUCUAUUCCCCAACAAACUACAUUCAAGGAGGUAAUAUAGUUGCCUGAUUAUAGUUUGCUUCGUGUGAGAAGACUUCUUCUUGUUUUACUGCAAUAAUAUUGUAAACAUGGGCCCUUAAAAUAUUCUCGAUUUCUAGGGACAACAGUUAAUAUUAGAUAACAAUUAAUAGAGCACUCCAGUAUAAAUAAAGUUAGCUUGAUUUGGAUUAGUUUAAUCUUACGUAGAUAAAAUUGAUAGAAGACAAAGACAAGAGAAAGCUUAACUCCAUUUAUCUUUCAGGUUAUAAAUCCGAGUUUAGAUUCACCAAGUGGGAUAUUUUACGUUAACAUCAGUCACACACCCAGCUCAUUGUACGAUGCUUAUGAUGUCAACGUUACUGACUUCAUUGAGGGCAUGAACGUUAUUCGUGAUAACGAGUUUCCUGGAAUUGAAAUAUCUGCACCCACUAAUAAUGUGUACAAGUUCAGCAGUAAUAUCCCUAUAAUUGCAGGUAGGCUAAUAUUUUAUUAAUGUUUCAAGUAGUUCUAGUUUGACUGCGACUACAAACUAAGAAUUGAAAAUCUAUUUCCUUCCUAAACUUUUCUUUUUACCCGUCUCUAGUCCUGUCCCGAACCGCUUCUCGUGCUCUUGUCCUUUGUCAAAUAAGUUGAUAAUGUGGAAUUUAUAAACAUAUGAAAUCCUAAUUUUCUUUACAGUUGGUGAAACAGUUCAUUUUUACUAUAAAUCAAAAUUUAAAGUUACCAUCAAGGUUAGUACAAAUAUUCUUUUACUCCCUUUCUUGUAAUAAUAUUCCCUUUCUUCAAAUUUUGAUGUAACAUUUUUCCCGGUGCACACUCGAGAUAUAGGCGUUGGCUGUCGUUACAGUUUGUCGUUCUGUUUUAUUUUAGACACCAAAAUACAUUCGGAAAACUGCAUCGGUGAAAUGGCGAAGUGCACAGGUAUUUUUAACAAACGUUUGACAACAUUUGUAAACCAGGAUCUUUACCUCCAUGGCGUGUUCGGGUAGGAGCAAAGUAGAGCCUGGCUUACGAGGUUGAAUCCAGUGCCGGAUUAACCAUAUGGCAGAAGCGGCAUAUGCCGCGGGCCCGGCGCUUUUGGGGGCCCCGCGCUCACUCUCUUCUAUUUUAAUCCGAUUUUUUUGUUUCCUGUUUCAGCGUGGGGCCCAUGCAAAUAGUGCUCCAGUGGGGGCCCCAAAGAGCCAAGUCACCCAAAGUUUAAAAAGCGAGGCCUCAAAAAGCGGUGCCCCAAACGUACACAUACUUUUAUCCCCCUGUUUCAGUGUUUCAGCGCGGGGCCCAAACAGUGCGGGGCCCUAAAGAGGCCAAGGUCCCUAGAAAGAUGUCAGACCUCAAAAUUUAAAAAUCUAGACACCAAAGAGCGCAGCCCCAAACCGUUUUUUUCCCUGUUUCAGCGCGGGAUCCAAACAGCGCGGGGCCCCAAAGAGUCCAAGGCCCCCAAAGAGCCAAAGUCCGCCAAAAUCUAAAAAGCGAAGCCCCAAAAAGCGGGGUCCCAAACGUUUUUUCCCCUGUUUCAGCGCGGGGCCCAAACAGUGCGCCAGUGCGGGGCCCCAAAGAGCCCAAGUUCCCGAAAAUUUAAACGAGGCUCCAUAAUUUUUAAACGAGGUUCCAAAAGCAGGGCCGCAAACAAAUUUUUUUGUUACUUCUUUGGGCAACGGGCUCCAAAAAGCGAAGCCAAAAAAUCAUAGGGGUCAGAAAAUUUUAAAAUUUGCAGUAAACUGUUAAAUACUAGAUUGCUGAAUUUUGUGGAAAACGGCAGAAGUUUACAUGGACGCUAUCAUGUUUAGCUAUUUUUUCUCUGUAAAUAAUAAUGAUGUUAAUGGUACAAACUGGGUUGAAUUUCGGAAUCAAUCAAAUCAUUGAUGUAUAAUUAUUUUUUCUUUUCUAAAUACAAAACGAAAUUUUUCAACGCAUGAAAUACAACAGAAUAUUUUUUUAAUCUGACUGAAUUCAGUGUCUAAAAUGCCGUUGGGGGGGGGGGGUCAAGGGGCCCCGCGCUGAUUAUAUGCCACGGGCCCCGCGGAACGUUAAUCCGGCCCUGGUUGAAUCACUUUGAUAACAUUGAGUUUCUUCACCCUAUUAGUUUACCCCUUCCAGAUAUAAUAAUAGACUUUUCAUCUGAUAAAGGAAACGAUAUGGAACUGUGUUAGCCAUCUCAACAUUUUGUUUUAUUUUUUCUGUCUAGUUAAACAGUCCUGCAUAUGGCCCUGAAAUCAAUUCUGAUGCAUGUGUUGCUCGCAAUGACACAAUCAAAGAAAGGGUGAGAACUAAGUUUUAGUUCUUAUAAAUGAGAUUCAUUUCAUACAAGUGGCUUUCUUGACUCGUCCUCGGUAUAAAACAUUAUCUUGAUUGUUUAGCGUUUUAGUGUUUACACCAGAAUAAACGGAGGAAACCUGUGAUGUUUGGAAGUACUGUUAUUCAUGUUAUUUUAUACAAAAUUUCCUCCACCUUCUUGUUAGGAUGAACAUUUAUAUGGUUUCCUUGCACUUGGGGCGUUCUUGGGUUUAUUGGUUGGUUUUCUCAUGAUUCUUAUCUGCGUGUGUAUAUUUAUCAAAUGUUGUCGGAGAGGAAGACUGGUGCCUUACUACAGGGUGAGUAGCCAAGUUCUCAUCACAAACCAGUUGCUAAUGUCUGGAAAACAAUUCUGGUUCUCCUAGAUGUGUAUUUAUAGUUUAGAGUCUAGAUUUUUUGCUACCUGAAGCUGCCUGUGACGACUGCAUGUUUUUCAUUACGUCAGCUUAUUAAAGUAAAGCCUCGAUCAAAUGAUGAUAAGAGUUAUGAGAGCUGAUGAUAGUGGUUCAAAUUUUGAUGAGAGUUUUUACUACACGUGCGGUAUAAUAUCCAGUAAACUCUCAUCACCUCUCAUUCAACCCUGGUUCUCGUUUGACCGAGGCAGGAGAGUUGAGAAAACUGUUCUUUGUCAAAAUCCAGAUAUCAGAAUGAAAUGGUUCUUGUGUAUCGUCGGUGAUAACUUACGAUUUCUGUUUAUCUAACUAGGUUCUGACAGGCAAAACAACGUACACUGCACUUGAAGAGGAAGAAAGCGAGGACAAGUCAUUCAUUACUCCUACAAAUACAGUCAGUACAAGGUAGGAUUAAUUACAAUUUUUGUUUAAAUUGCAUGUCGUCCGUACACUUCCUUUGCCACAUUUUGAGUGCCCUGUCACAUGACAUCUAGUGUAUUGGUCGGUUCAUGUAAUGAGACAGUAGCAAUGGUCCACUUUGAAACUGUUGUAUGACUCUGAUAGGAACAUACAGUAUAUAGAUUAAAUAAAUCUCAAUUAAAAUAAUCAUCAUUAUUUUCUCACGCUUGACCUGGUAUCUUUUUACACGCGUAAUUCCUAACAAAGUAAUUAUUUUCCCUAUUCUUUCAGUGUUCACCAAACAGAAAGCGUCAUCUACAUUAUUUCCUCAGGUGAUCCCAAGAAAACUGAAAACGAAUUGGAAAA